AUAAUACAUAUCACAUAUGCACGUAUAUAAUAAAUAUUUGCAUAUGUAUCACAAAUUUAAAAAAUUCCUGCGCCAUCUAUUGGUAAUUUUAUUACUUUAGUGUUAUCAUUUACUACAUUGUAGUCACUGAUAUCAUUUGCUAUAUUCAAGCAGCAUUGUCUGAUGCUUUCCUUGUUGUUUUACUGUCAAUUGAACCCUUUUGUUGCAAACAGUUCAUCCAUAAUUAUGAAUUCAGGAAACCAAUUGCCGGAUCUUGAUAAAAUAUUACGAGAUGAUGACGAAAUUGACUUUCUACCAUCAGCAGGUUAAAAUAAUUUCAAGGCAAACACUGAUUUAAAUUUAUAAAUACUGUUUAGAUCCAAUUUAGCUGCUAUUUUUGGAAUGCAAAUUAAAACAUUAGAUGGUUCCUCAUCAAAACAGCAAGUUUCUAAGAAACCAAAUAUAUCUCGUUCUACAACUCAAACUGUUCAAAAUAAACCAGAAGUCAUUAUAGCUAAAGCUAUACAUGCAUUUAAGUUACAAAAUGGGAUUUAUGUAUCAAUUGGCAAAAUGGGUAUGGCCCUUACAGGAAAUGCAGCAACAAAAGUUUAUCAAGUUAUUUUAUACAAAAGCAAACAAGAACACAUAUCAACAGUUACAGUGACACAGGAUUUCUUAUAUGUAAUACAACCAAACAACUACUCAAGUUAUUAUGAUAGUAAUAAGGAAAAUUGGUCAAUUUUAUUUGAAAGCAGUGAUGUUUGCAUUGAAUUUGCAAGAGAAAUAGCAUUAGCUCGGUAUUUUUCGAAAAAUGGAAAAAUAGAAAAUGUUCUCUAUCAAGACCUAUCACCAAUUAGUAAAGAUGUAAUUGCUAAAGAAGGAGACAAUGUAUCUAUAAAAUAUUUUAUCAGCACAGAAAUAAUACAACCCUUUAAAAGUAAUAUUAUUACAUCUCAAACAAUGAUGGUAGAAAUAUCUACAGAUGACAAUUGGGAGAAAACAUUGUUAGGAAGUAGUAAAGGACUAAAAAGAAUUCUAUUUUUGCCUCCUAGUAAACAGAUCAGUUUAGGACCUGGCUUUCCUAAAGAUAAGGAUAUUAUAUUAGAAAUAGAAAUAAUAGACAUACAAAAACAACAGGAAUCUACUAAUUCACAUAAGGUUACAAGUGGUAAAGCCUCUAUAAUAUCACGUAUGGCAAAAAUGGGACAGUCAAUGUUUGUACCAAAACUUCCUACAUCUACUACUACCGAUUCUGAAGAUACCGAGGAUGAUGUGCCACGCAAAACACUUCACCAAAGGAAGACAGAAUUAUCAGAAGGAGAACACCAGAAGAAACGUUUCACACAAGAACCUAAAGAAGAAAUAUCAAAAAAUGUACACAAGGUGUUGAAACCUAAAAGUGAUAUAUCUGCAACAAAUGCUGCUUGUAAGCCAUUUGUUACAUCCACACUAACACCUCAGUGGUCUCCUACAAAAAUGCAGCCGAAUUUCGUCACUGUGGAUGGUCAGCUGUAUUCGUUACAACCGCAAAUUGUAACUCCGACCGUAUCAACAAUGAUUGAUCCAGGUUUAAACAUGUUGUUAUCAGAGACUAGAAUGACAAAUGCAGAGCUCAGGAUGGGAAUGUCUAAAAUAGGUGAUAAUGUGCAGAAAUUACUUGAUAAGUUUCAUGUCCUCGAACUUCAAAAUGCUACAUCUCCUGUAAAAGACAGAGCAGACUUGGCUCCUUUGAAAAUGUUACUAACUACAACUGCAUCUCAAACUGAAGAAAACAACGAACAAUUACGAACAAAUACCAAUAAUAUAACUACUGAUAAUUUUGCACAAUUGAAUGAGAUUAAAGAUAGAGUGAGUGCAUUAGAAGUAGAAUUAAAGGAAUCAAAAGAAUAUAUUAGCAAUCUUGAAGAUCAAAAUGAAUCUUUAACUCUAACUAAUAAAACCUUAUCUAAAAGUAUUAAAGAAUUGGAAACAUCACUGAGUGAUACAAAUAUUGCACUUUUAAAUGCAAAAAAGGAAUUAGAAGAAACUAAGGAAGUUAAUAGCAGACAUGAAGAACAAACAUUUGCAUUAGAGAAUAAAGUGCUCAAACUUUCUGAAGCUAUAGGUUCUGCGGAAACAAAAGAAAGUGAUAAACAUAAGGAAAUUAAACAUAUAAUGAAUAGGAUUUACCAUACUUUAUUGGAUAAAUUUGUUGAUGAAUCAUAUUCUACAAAUUAUAUAAAAACAGUAAUAGCAAGUACAAUAAAGAAUACGACACUACAAGUUUUGUCUACUGAUUAUGAAAAGAAUAAUAGAGAAUCAGAAUCAGUUUCUGCUAAAACGACAGAAAGUGAUGAUCUAAAAAUUAACAAUGCAGAGGUAGACACUCCUCAUUCAAGUAAUUCUUCAAACAAGCCAUUAGAACAAACUGAGGUUACAGACUCUUCUAAAACUCAUAUAUCAGUCCUUCAAAAUGAACCACCGCCUAUUCCCCCUGUUGAUAUUAGAGAUUACAAUGAUUGGUUACAGUGAUAGCAGUAUAUUACAAUUUAUAUUUACAUUCUAUAAUCUAAGAAAAGUAAUUUUAUGAUCCAAACCUACGAAAAUAUUUAA
This is a messenger RNA of Megachile rotundata (alfalfa leafcutting bee), 2571 nucleotides long. RefSeq names its product FK506-binding protein 15. Gene Ontology annotation, molecular function: peptidyl-prolyl cis-trans isomerase activity. NCBI's taxonomy places the organism in Eukaryota, Metazoa, Arthropoda, Insecta, Hymenoptera, Megachilidae. The record is from RefSeq and is a predicted model, not a curated record.